This is a messenger RNA of Strigops habroptila (Kakapo), 4364 nucleotides long. It is a transcript of the gene CPSF1, whose product is annotated as cleavage and polyadenylation specific factor 1. The coding region runs from base 32 to 4273 and encodes 1413 amino acids. Gene Ontology annotation, cellular component: mitochondrial inner membrane. The record is from RefSeq and is a predicted model, not a curated record. Gene Ontology annotation, molecular function: steroid 11-beta-monooxygenase activity; heme binding; protein binding. Gene Ontology annotation, biological process: cellular response to peptide hormone stimulus; aldosterone biosynthetic process; glucocorticoid biosynthetic process. The transcript has 34 exons. NCBI's taxonomy places the organism in Eukaryota, Metazoa, Chordata, Aves, Psittaciformes, Psittacidae.
GGCGGGCGGGGCGGAGCCCCUCGGCGGGGGGAUGUACGCGGUGUACAAGCAGGCGCACCCCCCCACCGGCCUCGAGUUCGCGCUCGCCUGCAACUUCUUCAGCACCGCCCAGAGGAACCUGGUGGCGGCCGGGUCCUCCCAGCUCUACGUGUACCGGCUCAACCACGACUGCGAGCCGCUGGUGAAAGGGGAGAGAAAUGGGGAGGGGAAGGGGCACAAGGAGAAGCUGGAGCUCGUGGCCUCCUUCACCUUCUUCGGCAACGUGAUGUCCAUGGCCAGCGUGCAGCUGGCGGGGGCCAAGCGCGACGCGCUGCUGCUCAGCUUCAAGGACGCCAAGCUCUCGGUGGUGGAGUACGACCCCGGCACCCACGACCUGAAGACGCUGUCGCUGCACUACUUUGAGGAGCCCGAGCUCAGGGACGGCUUCGUGCAGAACGUGCACAUCCCGCGGGUGCGGGUGGAUCCCGACGGGCGCUGCGCCGUGAUGCUCAUCUACGGCACCCGCCUGGUGGUGCUGCCCUUCCGCAGGGACACGCUCACCGACGAGCACGAGGGGCUGGUGGGAGAGGGGCAGAAGUCCAGCUUCUUGCCCAGCUACAUCAUCGACGUGCGGGAGCUGGACGAGAAGCUGCUCAACAUCAUCGACAUGCAGUUCCUGCACGGCUACUAUGAGCCCACCCUCCUCAUCCUCUACGAGCCCAACCAGACGUGGCCAGGGCGCGUGGCCGUGCGGCAGGACACGUGCAGCAUCGUCGCCAUCUCCCUCAACAUCAUGCAGAAGGUUCAUCCCGUCAUCUGGUCCCUCAGCAACCUGCCCUUCGACUGCACCCAGGCCCUGGCCGUGCCCAAGCCCAUCGGGGGGGUCGUGAUCUUCGCUGUCAACUCUCUGCUCUACCUCAACCAGAGCGUCCCCCCCUACGGGGUGGCCCUCAACAGCCUCACCAACGGCACCACCGUCUUCCCCCUGCGCAUCCAGGACGGGGUGAAGAUGACUCUGGACUGUGCUCAGGCCACCUUCAUCUCCUACGACAAGAUGGUCAUCUCGCUGAAAGGAGGGGAGAUCUACGUCCUGACGCUGAUCACGGACGGGAUGAGGAGCGUCCGGUCCUUCCACUUCGACAAGGCGGCCGCCAGCGUCCUCACCACCUGCAUGGUGGCGCUGGAGCCGGGGUACCUGUUCCUGGGCUCCCGCCUCGGCAACUCGCUGCUGCUCAAGUACACGGAGAAGCUGCAGGAGGCUCCGGCCGGCGCCGCCAGAGACCCCCCCGAGCGGCAGGAGGAGCCGCCGCAGAAGAAGAAGCGCCCCGAGGCCUCGGGACCGUGGGCAGGGGCGAAGGCGGCGCCGCAGGACGAGGUGGACGAGAUCGAGGUUUACGGCAGCGAGGCCCAGUCGGGCACCCAACUGGCCACCUACUCCUUCGAGGUGUGCGACAGCAUCUUGAACAUCGGGCCCUGCGCCAACGCCGCCAUGGGCGAGCCCGCCUUCCUGAGCGAGGAGUUCCAGAACCACCCGGAGCCGGACCUGGAGCUCGUGCUCUGCUCCGGCUACGGCAAGAACGGGGCCCUCUCGGUGCUGCAGAAGAGCAUCCGGCCGCAGGUGGUGACCACGUUCGAGCUGCCCGGGUGCUACGACAUGUGGACGGUCAUCGCGCCCCAGAAGAAGGAGGAGGCGGCUGAAGGGGCUGCACCGGGGGAUGACGCUGAGAAGGAGCCGGCGGCCGCCGACAGCGCGGACGAGGACGCGGGGAAGCGCCACGGCUUCCUCAUCCUCAGCAGGGAGGACUCCACCAUGAUCCUGCAGACGGGGCAGGAGAUCAUGGAGCUGGACACCAGCGGUUUCGCCACGCAGGGUCCCACCGUCUUCGCCGGCAACAUCGGCGACAACCGCUACAUCGUGCAAGUGUCGCCGCUGGGGAUCCGCCUGCUCGAGGGAGUGAACCAGCUGCACUUCAUCCCGGUGGACCUGGGCGCCCCCAUCGUGCACUGCGCCGUGGCCGACCCCUUCGUGGUGAUCCUGAGCGCCGAGGGCCACGUCUCCAUGUUCGUGCUCAAGAGCGACUCGUACGGGGGCCGGACCCACCGCCUCAGCCUGCAGAAACCGCAGCUCCACCACCAAUCCAAGGUGCUGGCCCUGUGCCUGUACCGGGACGUCAGCGGGAUGUUCACCACCGAGAGCCGCGCCGCCGGCGCCCGCGAGGAGCUGCCGGGCCGGGGCCAGGCCGAGGCCGAGACCCUCAUCCAGGACAUCGGGGACACGGUGGACGACGAGGAGGAGAUGCUUUACGGCGACUCGGGCGCCCUCUUCAGCCCGGUGAAGGAGGAGCCGCGGCGCGGGAGCUGCCCCAGCGCCGAGCGGGACCCGCACCAGAACAGGCCCGAGCCCACGCACUGGUGCGUGCUGGUGCGGGAGAGCGGCACCAUGGAGAUCUACCAGCUCCCGGAGUGGCGCCUGGUGUUCCUGGUGAAGAACUUCCCGAUGGGGCAGCGGGUGCUGGUGGACAGCUCCUUCGGGCAGCCCGUGGCGGCGCCGGGAGCGGCGCCGGGAGCGGCCGCGGCGGCGCCGGGAGCGGGGGCGCCGGGAGCGGGGGCCCCCGCGGAGGCGCGGAAGGAGGAGCCGGGGCGCCAGGGGGACCUGCCCCUCGUCAAGGAGGUGCUGCUGGUGGGGCUGGGGCACCGCCGCGGGAGGCCCUACCUGCUGGUGAGCACGUGGAGCAGGAGCCGCCCGCAGCCGGAGCCGCAGCCGGGGCCGGAGCGGGGCCGGGGCCGGAGCGGGGCCGGGGGGAUGCGGCCCCGGGGCGCGCUGUGGGGCGCUGUGGGGCGCCGGGCGCUGAGCGCGGGGGGGGCGCCGGCCCCGCCGCAGCCGUUCGAGGCCAUCCCCAGCCUGGGCCGGGGCCGGUGGCUCAACCUGCUGCGGCUCUGGCGCCGCGGCGGCUCCCAGCGCUUCCACCUCCGCAUGCAGGACGCCUUCCGCAGCCUCGGGCCCGUCUACAGGGAGCGGGUGGGCACCUAUGACUGUGUGAACGUGCUGCUCCCGCGGGACGCGGCGCAGCUCUUCCGAGCCGAGGGCGACUUCCCGCGCCGGAUGGGGAUCGAGGCCUGGAGCGCCCACCGGCGCCUGCGCAACCACAAGUGCGGCCUCUUCCUGCUGAACGGGCCGUCGUGGCGCUCGGACCGGCUGGCGCUGAACCCGGCGCUGCUGAGCCCCGCGGGCGCGCGCCGCUUCCUGCCGCUGCUCGACGCCGUCGCCCGGGACUUCGCGGCCGCGCUGGGCCGGCGCCUGCGGCAGAGCCCGGGGGGCACCGUCACCAUCGACCCCCACCCGCUGCUCUUCCGCUUCACCCUCGAGGCCAGCAGCUACGCGCUGUACGGGGAGCGCCUGGGGCUGCUGGGGGGGGGCGCGGCCCCGGGGGGGGCCCAGCGCUUCCUGGGGGCGCUGGAGGCGAUGCUGAGGACGACCCCCCCCCUGCUCUUCCUGCCCCCCCCCGUCCUGCGCCUCCUGCCCCCCCCGCUCUGGCAGGAGCAUCUCCGGGCCUGGGACACCAUCUUCCAGCACGCGGACGAGAGCAUCCAGCGGAUCUACCGCGCGUUCUGCCGGGGGGGGGCCGGCGCCGGGGGGGGCGCCGGGGGGGGGCUCCUGGCGCAGCUCCUGCUCCAGGCGCGGCUCCCGCUCGACUCCAUCAAGGCCAAUGUCACCGAGUUCACCGCGGGCGGCGUCGACACCACCGCCGUCCCGCUCCUGUUCACGCUGUUCGAGCUCGGGCGCAACCCGCGGGUGCAGCGCGCGCUGCGGGACGAGCUGCGCGCGGCGGGGGAGGGGCCAGGCCCCCACCCCCAGGCGCUGUUGGGGUCCCUCCCGCUGCUGAAAGCGGCCAUCAAAGAGACCCUGCGGCUGUACCCGGUGGGGGUGACGGUGCAGCGGUACCCCGCCAGGGACGUGGUGCUGCACAACUACCGCGUGCCGGCGGGGACGCUGUGCCAGGUGGGGCUGUACGCGAUGGGGCGCAGCCCCGCCGUGUUCCCCCACCCCGAGCGCUACGACCCCUGGCGCUGGCUCGGCAACGGCGACAACAGCUUCAAGGCGCUGGCGUUCGGGUUCGGCGCCCGGCAGUGCAUCGGCCGGCGCCUCGCCGAGGCCGAGAUGAUGCUGUUCCUCAUCCACGUCUUGCGCAACUUCAGCAUCGAGGCCGUGUCCACCGAGGACAUUCCCACCGUGUUCCGCUUCAUCCUCAUGCCGGAGACGUCGCCGCUCCUCACCUUCCGCAGCCUGAACUGAGCCGGGGGGGCACCCCCCGGGGCCACGCAGGUCCCACACGUGCAAAUCACAUGUAAAUCACAUGUAAAUCACAUGCAAAUCACACGCAAAU